Molecule: messenger RNA, 1811 nt
Organism: Mercurialis annua (annual mercury)
Lineage: Eukaryota; Viridiplantae; Streptophyta; Magnoliopsida; Malpighiales; Euphorbiaceae
Product: pentatricopeptide repeat-containing protein At3g25210, mitochondrial
Exons: 1
Coding region: 72-1223 (383 amino acids)
Molecular function (GO): protein binding
Source: RefSeq, a predicted model, not a curated record
UAUUUUUUUUUUUUUUUUUGAGAAUUUUAUUUUGCAUUUUUUGGUUGGAAGAAUUUGCAUUCAUUUCGCUAAUGACGCCGGUAACCUUCCGUCGCCUGCUCACCUCCACUUUCCACAACUCAAAACCUCUCCGUUCACCACCGUCACCGCUCUGUCUCCGCUUUAUCUCCUCUUCACCCAACACUCAAAACCCCCAACUCUCCCCAGCAGAACACUCUCCUAACCUCCCAAUCAGAACCCGAACCAAAACCCCACUCGAAACCCAGUUCGAAACCUGGACCCAAAACCUCAAACCCGGCUUCACUCCCGCCGACGUCACCACCGCCCUCCGUGCACAAUCAGACCCCGAUCUCGCCUUCGACAUAUUCCGCUGGACCGCCCAGCAACGCAAUUACAAGCACAGCCAUCUCACAUACUUCACCAUCAUCAAAAUCCUCACUGACGGCAAGCGUUUUCGCCACGCCGAAACCCUAGUCGAAGAGGUAAUUGCGGGGGCUUGCGAAAUGGAUGUGCAUCUGUUCAAUUCCAUGAUUCGUUUCUGUUGUAGUCGAAAAUUACUGUUUAAUCGCGCAUUUGAUGUUUAUAAAAAAAUGGCGAAAUCGGAUGAUUGUAAGCCUACUCUUGAGAGCUAUGCAAUGCUGUUGAAUGCUUUGCUUAGGAGGUUUAAUAAGUUACAUGUUUGUUAUGUGUAUUUACAUGCUGUUAAGUCAUUGACAAAGCAAAUGAAAGCCUUUGGUGUGAUUCCUGAUACUUAUACUUUGAAUAUGAUUAUUAAGGCGUUUUCUAUGUGUCGUGAAGUCGAUGAGGCGAUUAGGGUUUUUCGUGAAAUGGGGUUGUAUGGAUGUGAGCCGAAUGCGUAUACUUAUGGGUAUAUUGUAAAAGGGUUGUGUGAGAAAGGACGGGUGGGUCAGGGUUUAGGGUUUUAUAAGGAAAUGAAGAAGAAAGAAUUGGUGCCUUCCGGGGGUGUUUAUAUGGUUUUGGUUUGUAGUCUUGCGAUGGAUUUGAAGUUUGGUGAGGCGAUUGAGAUUGUGUUUGAUAUGUUGGGGAAUUCGAUGUCGCCUGAUUUGUUGACUUAUAAGACUGUUUUAGAAGGGUUUUGUGGAGAAGGGAAGAGCGACGAAGCUUUUGAGUUACUUGAGGAGUUUAGAAAGAGGGAUUUGCUGAUGAGCCAGAAGAGUUAUAAGACUUUGUUGAAUGCUCUGCAUUUUGGUAAUCGAGAUUAGAGUUUCAUUCUCUAUUUGAUGAGUUCAUUCGCUUGUUUGUCGAUUUGAAUUUUUUUGGAUUUGAGUUACUGUACGACAAGCAGAAUGUGGAGAUUCAGUUGAAUUGGAUGCAGCAUCCUUUGUUUACCAGCUGCCGGAUGUAUAUUAAUGUUUGACAGAAACUCGAUAUGGUCGUCUGAGUACGCCAGAAUCGAUUUGUAACUGCUCUGGCUAACAGAUGCUGGACAUAUGAAUUUUUGGGGAUAGUGCCGUAGAAAGUGCAGGUAGCUGGCGGGCGGUGCUUUACCCUUAUAUGCGAGCUUAAUGUUGCCAUCAAAUGGUGCUUCAGAUAGGUUGCGGUGUUGAAGUUCAUGAAGAUUCAAAUGAGCUUAAACCACAGUGGGGAGGAGAUUGGAUUUGUUACAUCAGUGAUGAAUUGUAAUGGCAGUGAAUAACAAAAACUUUCUCUGCAAUCGAAAGACCUGUGUUGCACUGAAAUUUUUCAAUUCAUAUGUUUAUGCAUUUCAUUUUUUUUUUCUUGAAAUGUAUAUGAAAUUCCGAAACUCUUUAUGUAUAAUUUUUAUAAAAAUGUCUUUCUGCCGUUUUUCA